UCACGUGCUUACGAUUAAAUAUUGGUCUUGGUAGAUAUGUCUGAAGAUCCAACGGACACUGACAAGUGUGUGAAGCAAGAGAGAAAGUCUCCCUAUGCAUGUGAUGUCGAGAAUGGAAAGGGAAUUCGAAGUUGUCCUGAUCUAGUUGAAGGAGAUGCUUUGAUGUCUCUGUCCCAAAAUGACCUCAUUGCUCAGUGCCAUCUAAGAGACGCGCAAAUUUUGGAGGCAAAGAAGUGUGAAGAGGAAACGGGCAGACAAGUAGAGGCAAUGGAGAAGAAAUGUAGUGAAGAAAAAGAGAAACGAUUGGCAACAGUAGAGAAAUGUAGUGAAGCAGAAUUGAAGGUAUCUGUAUUAACAGAGGAGAACCAAACGCUAAAAUCACGUCUGGAAUCUGAAACAUCAAUACCAACUGAGGGCCCAGGAUCGAUAUCAAAUCUCCCAGAAAGUGGAAACUCUUCAAAUGAGGAUGCACUUGCAAGAAAUAGUUUAGAAACAGACAGUGGAUAUAAUGGCUCUGAAUUACAGACAAUGGAUCUUGCUUCGGUAAGAGACAAGCAAAAAGACGAUGGAGCAGAGGCAGACCAGAUUGAGGCGUAUUUCACCAACAAAUUGAGCCAGAAAAGAUCAUGAACUGAAGUGAGAGUAGGUCGAAAUCUGAACUGACAACAGAGGAAUUGAUGUACUGUUUUUGAUUACUUCUUGAUUUACUUCCUUACUAUAUUUUAAUGACAUGGUUUUUAGCAGUUGUGUUUAGGCAUGCAGUUGUGUGUGUGUGUGUGUGUGUGUGUGUGUGUGUGUGUGUGUGUGUGUGUGUGUGUGUGUGUGUGUGUGUGUGUGUGUGUGUGUGUGUGUGUGUGUGCAUGACAGGUCAUGAUUGCACUUAAUUAAUUACUUAUGGGACAAUUAAUAAUGCCAUUCUUACCAAGUAUAUUAUUACAUUCUGAACAUGUUUUGACUUCAUUGUAGCAAAUCUAAUUGUGUAUCUGUUGCUGCUGUUGUCACUGCUACCACUGCUGCUCGAAACAGUUUGAAAGGCAGAGUCAUAGAAGGAAGAGUGCUGUGCCACACUUUGCUGUGCUACACUGUCCUGUACGUGCUACACUGUGCUGUGCUACACUGUCACACUACACUGUCCUGUGCUGUGCUACACUGUCACACUACGCUGUCCUGUGCUACACUGUGCUGUGCUACUGUCCUGUGCUACACUGUGCUGUGCUACUGUCCUGUGCUGUUUAGGUGAAUGGCACAUGUAGAAAGCCAGACUUAAUGGUGUUGCGGUUGUGUUGUUCUAGAGAUCAGGAGAGUGCAUGGUUAAAUGCAAUGACAUAUUGACAAUUAGGCAUGAGCACACUGAUUGAUAUUGGCUGUCUGUAGUUGCUCGUUGCUGUAUCUAGUUGCGUACGUAUUGACGGCUGUGUCAUGUAGUCUUGUAGUUUACCAACACGUGGUUCUAUUA
Corticium candelabrum is the source of this 1456-nucleotide messenger RNA. RefSeq lists its product as uncharacterized. The coding region runs from base 37 to 630 and encodes 197 amino acids. NCBI's taxonomy places the organism in Eukaryota, Metazoa, Porifera, Homoscleromorpha, Homosclerophorida, Plakinidae. The record is from RefSeq and is a predicted model, not a curated record. The transcript is spliced from 2 exons.